This is a messenger RNA of Leishmania braziliensis MHOM/BR/75/M2904, 1554 nucleotides long. RefSeq names its product putative serine/threonine-protein kinase. The coding region runs from base 1 to 1554 and encodes 517 amino acids. Lineage: Eukaryota; Euglenozoa; Kinetoplastea; Trypanosomatida; Trypanosomatidae. The transcript has a single exon. Gene Ontology annotation, biological process: protein phosphorylation. Gene Ontology annotation, molecular function: protein kinase activity; ATP binding. The record is from RefSeq and is a predicted model, not a curated record.
AUGUCAGGGGAGACUGCAGCAGCGCAGCAGCGCAUGCGUGACUACGAGGUCUUCGAGCAUAUCGGCUCCGGCGCUACAAGCGAUGUGUACCGUGUGGUGAACAAGACGAACAACCGAAGUUAUGUGCUAAAAAAGAUGUCCCUUGCGAACAUGAGCGACGAGGAGCAGCUGCGUGCCAAGCAGGAAAUUAUCGUAAUGGACAACGUCGACCACCCCAACGUUGUCAAGUUUCGGGAGAGCUUCAUUGACGAGGCCGACAAUUCAAUCGACAUCAUUAUGGAGUACUGCGAGUUCGGCACCCUCGAAGAUCUCAUUGACCGACAGCGCUACGAGGGUCGCCCCUUUCCAACUGACGUGUUACUGGAGUGGAUGGCGGAGCUGCUCUGCGGACUGGCCCACAUUCACUCCACUCGCAUUCUUCACCGUGACCUCAAGACGAGCAACAUUUUCGUCACCUCUAAGAACCACUUGAAGCUUGGCGAUUUUGGCGUCUGCACGAUCCUGUCGAACCCACACGCCAAGGCGGAGAGGCUAAUCGGCACCCCUCUCUACUUCGCCCCGGAGGUGUGCAACAGCGACCCCCACAACGAGAGGAGCGAUGUGUGGAGUCUCGGUGUCGUCUUUUACGAGAUGUGCACCCUGCGCCGCCCUUUCGAGGCAGGCAACCUCUUCACACUCAUCCAGCUCAUCCUCGAGUCUGACAUUAAGCCAUUCGGCAACGGCGUGGAUAGCUCGCUGGAGGGGCUUGUACGGCAGAUGCUGGACAGGGACCCGAGUCGACGCCCAACAGCGCAGGAGCUGAUCGAUGUGCAUCUCGAAGUCCCUGUGAGCCACCCAUCGCACCCGUCGCAGAAACCGUCUAGAGGCCGUCUUCUUCAGCAGUUCAGCGGCCCUGAGCUUCUGUACACGAAGAAGUGGCCGCCCCCGGAGGGCACCGCUAUCGCCGCCGAGAAGGGUGGCCAGACGCGCGCGACAGGCGAAUGGAUUCAUACCGGCAGUGCGCUGGACGUUUUUGUGCAGCUGCAGCGCACUUUGCAUUGCAUUUCCACCGGUGCAAAUGCCAAGGACGGCGCUACGUCCGCUGAAACUUUACAGUCUGCGGCCAACGCCGCACCCAAGGCGCCCUGUGAAGCUCAAAGACAGAAACCCCAGAAGUCAGCCAAGAAGACGAGCUCCAAAGGUGGUGAGGCUUCUUCCAUCUCUUCGAGAAGACGCACUCGAACGAAGGCAUCAGAGCAUACCGGCAAGCAGAACGAUGAUGUUGUCAUGAAUAGUUCUCCGCCUCGCUUUACAAUGCGGGAGCUACGUCUCGACGUGCAGCGACGUCGCUCAGCCAUGUUUGGUGAGGAGUGCUCGCUAAAUAUCGACGACGUACCUGUUGUGAUCGAGAUGCAAGAGAGCUUUUUAGCAGAAGCGUGGUGGGUGUCGCGUGGCGGUCGUGGGACCUUUGGGUCGCAUAGCGACUCUACAGUAGCGGAAGCCACAACACCGAAGGAGACCAGUUCGCUUCUCAAUGUCAUCGCUGCCGUCAUUGAUCGACCUGGCGAACAGUAG